AUGAGAGUAUUUUCCAAAAUAUUCAAAAGUGUGAGGAGAAACGAUGAAGACGAUACCAUCAUUCCGUAUGUCAACAACAACAACAACACCUCAUCAUCAGCAACAAAUCAUUCUAAAAAAAAGAAAGGCACUUCCUCGAACACCACCAAUACUUCCUCAUCAUCAGCAAAAUCGACGUCAACGAGUACUGGCGCCAAUCUUUUGAAUAUUUAUGGUGAUUUGAAUGGACAUGACGAUGAGGAUACGAAAAGUGUCGAUUCUUCUUCCAAUUCAAAUCCUAAUAGUAUUGAUUAUUCAAAAUUAAAUAUUGAAGAUGUAUUUGAUUUUGAAGGAAUUGAUAGUAUGUGUAGAGAAGCAGAGGAUUUAAAUCUUAUUGAAUUUCUCACACAAGAAAAGAUCAUUCAAAAAUUAAUAGAAUAUGUCACAUGUACUCACACUGAAAUACCCUCCUAUUUAGAAUAUAAAUUAUUAGAAGCUACAUCUUCUUCUUCGAAUUUACAACAAUUUAGCGGAGGAACUACAGAGGAUCAUGACGAAAUGAUGAUGGGUCACGACCACCGAGAUGAUCAACACGAUGAUGAUGGUGGACCCAUGCGACGAUUACGCUCUCCAACAGGUGAUGACAAUUCCGAUGCUCAUGGAGGUAUGAGUGAAGCAGAAUUAUUAAUCUAUCAACAACAAAAACAACAAUAUUUGAAUUCGCAACAACAACAAGAUCACAUUCGACCUUCCAUGGAUGAUCAAGAGGAUUCAACAACAUCUCAAACCAAUCUUCAAAAUAGUGACAAGAGAGAAUAUCUUUUACAGAAAUUGAAUUACAAGUAUCCAUUUGUAGCGACUGAGAUUUUGAUAUCCACCAUUGGACAAUUUCACAUUUUACCACUCAUCAUGUUACCGUAUUCUUAUCAGACGGAUACGAGUGCUACUAAUGCUACUACUACUACUACUACUACUAAUGGUACUACUACGAAUAUGAUUGGAAAUCAUCAUGAUUUUGCAUCCAUCACUUUAAAUACAUCAUUUCGUCAAUCAUUGACAGUUCCUUAUUCUUCCAGUCAUUCCUUACUUGGAGUAGAUUCCAAUGUUGUUGGCAACAAUGUAUUGCCAAGAGUGGAUGAUGAUCAUACCAUUGAAACGAUUAUUGGUAACCAUCAUGAUGAACAACAACAACAACAACACAAUACUCCCAUGAUAUUAUCUUCAACACCCACUACUACUACGACCCAUUCACUUUUACAAGUGAAGAAUGAAAUGGAUUUGGAUCGACUUUCAUCCAAUUCUAAUAAUAAUUACAACAAUAACAACAAUAGCAUCAACAACAAUAGCAUCAACAAUAACAAUAAUCGAAUGGCAUCCUUUCAUUCACGAGUAGCAUUAUUGAAUAGUGAACUCAUUCGAAGAAAAUUAUUUUCAUUUAUUUAUCAAGAAAAACCAUUGAAUGCCUUUCAAGUGAAAUGUUUUGUACGAGUGAUUAUUGCCAUGAUGAAAAUUCCACACUUGACUCAUUUAGUGAUGGAUUAUAUCUAUGCACUUCAUGAUAUUCAAGAAUUUACAUCCUUGACGAGUAGUACUACUUCUACUGUUGUUACUUCUUCUACUUCUUCUACUGUUACUACUACUUCUUCUACUUCUUCUUCUACUGCUGUUGCUGUUACUUCUGCUACUACUCCUCCCAAUCCCCUCAAUCUCCCCAAUCCUUCCACCACAACAUGGAAUCAUGUGGACACUUCCCAUACAUCAUACCCUUCCCAAAACUCUUCAACAACUCAUAUCAUUUUACAAAUGUUAAAACAUAUUGAUUCCAGUGAUGAAAUUAGUGAACUCCUUCUCAUGUGUCUUCUCUAUGAAGAUGAAGAUAAUGAUCCCACUCAAACCAUCACUGCACCUUCAGGAAAUCUCAUUCAAGAUUCGUUUUUAAAUAUUUUAAAUCAACAAGAUGAAGUGGCAGUGAACAAGAAUUUACAAGUUCUCAAAUUGAAACAACAAAUUAUUCAACGAUUAUGUGCCUUGCAAUGUGAACAAAAUUUCUCACGAAGUGUUACUUUUAUUCUCACUACGAUUAUUCAAUAUAGAAAACCAAUUACAAGAAAACCUCCUGUCAUUGUACAAUAUAUACUCAAUAGAAAACAAAUGGAAUUAAUUAUUGAUAAUACUUUAAAUAUUACUUCCAAUUCACCUAGUUUUGUGGAUAAUAUGAAUUUUAUAAUGAAUUUAUUAUUUUAUAUUGCUACUAAUAGUCAGAGAUUAUUUCCAAUUCAACAACAACAUCAGCAACAUCAGCAACAUCAACAACAUCAACAAUCAUCAUCAAAUCAUCCUCCUCUAUGGAAUGGUAACAUAGACUCGAUGAUUGUAGAUGAGAGUGGAAUUGAUUGGAGACUUGUAUUGGUAUUGGUCAUUGAGAGAAUUCCAACAUUUGUGUCUUUAUUGAAAGAUGAAAUGGCUCGAGAGAUUUUGAAAAAAGAUCCAACCAUUAUCUAUGUGGAACAAUAUCAUCCUUUGCAUGCACUGGGGAUGGAACGAAAAAAGAAUCGAUGGGGCAAGAAUUCAAGUGAAAUUAAAAGUGAUACUACAAACACUAUGAGUAGUAGUAGUAAUAGUCAUAAUAAUAGUAAUGGUAGCAGUAAUAAUACUGGUAAUAAUAAUAAUAGUAAUAAUAAUAAUAAUAAUACGGAUAACACAGAAGGUUCAUUCGAUUUCAUGAUUCCUCUCUCAUUUCCUCCUCUUGGAAUUUAUCGAUUGAAAAUUAUUGAACUCUUUGUCAUGCUCUUCAAACAAUUAGAAGUAUUGAAUUCCAUUUAUGAUGGAUAUUUGAAACAACAACAAAAAGACACAGUUGAUACUACUACAAGUCUCUCACAAUUAAUUCUCAAAUCAGAUGUUUUAGAAGAAUUAAUUCGAUUACUAUUUCAAUAUCAAAGUAGUUUAUUACAUCACAUGAUUGUUCGACUCUUGUUAGAUAUUAUUGAAGGAAUGAUUGAUCCAUUUGUGGAUGCACUUUUCACUCGAUACAAACUUGCUGAUAAAUUAUUACAAGUUCAUGAAUUGAAUCAGAGAUUACAAAAAGAACAACGAACUAGUUUGGCAAUAUCAGGAUUUCUAACUGUGAUGGGUCAAGUGAUUGGAGACAAACAACUCUCUGUACUUGCUAAUAAUGCAAAAUGGUUAAAUUUCCAACAAUAUUCUUCAGAUCGAACAUUUGUUGAAAGAAUUUAUAGAGUAGGUUCACAAGAAGUUCAAAAUUUACCAGCUGGAGAGGAAAAGCGAUUACAAGAAUUGAGAUUGAGUUGGAGAGAACGAAAUAUCUAG
Messenger RNA from Naegleria lovaniensis, 3309 nucleotides. RefSeq lists its product as uncharacterized. The transcript is spliced from 3 exons. NCBI's taxonomy places the organism in Eukaryota, Heterolobosea, Eutetramitea, Acrasida, Naegleriidae. The record is from RefSeq and is a predicted model, not a curated record. Gene Ontology annotation, molecular function: protein phosphatase regulator activity; protein phosphatase binding. The coding region runs from base 1 to 3309 and encodes 1102 amino acids.